This is a messenger RNA of Physcomitrium patens, 1998 nucleotides long. RefSeq lists its product as uncharacterized. The record is from RefSeq and is a predicted model, not a curated record. NCBI's taxonomy places the organism in Eukaryota, Viridiplantae, Streptophyta, Bryopsida, Funariales, Funariaceae.
GUGGGUUGUGGGGCACUUCUUUGUUUCUGGGACGACGCUCCCUCGCUCUUUGCAAUCAUCGGGCGCGCGCGCGCGCGAAGCCGCGGAAUGAGAAGGAAGGGAAGGAAGGGCCGAGGGAAGAGGCGGAUGGAGUGAGAGAGGCGUGACAGCCGAGAAAUUGCGUUGCUUUUGGAGGGCCGAGUGCGUCGGCGAGCGAGCCGUCUUGCUGCUGCUGCUGCGUGCCAGGUUUGUUCGCCCCCGCCCCGGAUGAUCCCUUUGCUUUGCUUUGCUUUGCUUGGCCCAUUGCUGCAGGCAGCGUCGCGUGCUUCGGCGGACUUCCGUUUUGUGCCCGAGGGUUUUUGGGUUGUGCCAAGAUUGGGCGCGUGCACGUGUGUGAGGGGUUUGGCGCAAUUGCGGUCGAUGGCAGGUUUCGCGUCAUCGGACAGUUAUGUAGCCGUUUCCUGCUUCGGUGGCUCGCUCUUCUGCCUGCCUCCGCUUCUGCGCCUGCGAUUCUCGGUAUUGGUGCCGGAAUGUUGUGCCUUUGAGAUUCGUGACGACCAAGAAAGCCAUUGGUUAUCAAAGUAAAGCGUGUAGUUUUUUUUUUGCAACUCCGUCCCCAUGGCCGUGGAGCCAGACCUGAAUAGCGAGGUGUACCGGGAGUUCGACGUCCGAGUGGUGGACAACGAGGAGCGGUACUUCUGUUUGCUUCCGCCUUGCGUAGACAAGAAUAAGUCGCUGUCGAAUCGGCAGCAUUGGAUCACGCACAGAAAGUUUGUACACAAAGAGAAGGACAACAUCAAUCUGCCGAGCGGUCGCGUGAUUCGGAAAUGGCUGACUGAAAGGGCAGGUUAUCAACCACUUGGUCGCGUGACCGCGUCCGUGGAUCGUCGCAUGAUCAGCGCCCCGAGCAUCGAAGAAGGGAACACGAAGACCUACAAUCUUGUCGUGCACAUUUCGGGGCUGAUGACGCAACUGGGCAGUGCCUGGGAGGAACUGGCUCGAGUCGUCCAAGACACCAAUCAAUCCAUACCGCAAGCAGCGCUACCACGGAUCGUGGCCGAGAAGGUGAAGGAGUUGUAUCUGAAUUUGGAGAGAGGGACUGCAAUCGGUGGUGAGUUGCCCAGAAAGCCGGACGAGAGCAAAGGCAGGAAGCGAAGAAGGAAAAGGGAUGAGCAAGAUGUUGAAGGGGACCCAAGAGAAUGGGGAUCGAUGGGGAAGGCAUUGGCGGGUGGGAUGCACUACCCGAAGCUGUUGAAGCCCCUGGAUAGCAGGGAAUCGCAUUCCAUUUACCACGCUCCGCACGAGAACGAGCACUCGUUGGAGGAAGGCGUGCUGGAAGAUAGUCAUGACAUACAUGCAAUGGGGGCAAGAGUGAGCGAUGUUGGAUGGAGCCUGGCAGCACUAGCACCGGGAUUGAGAUCGGACGGGUCCGCGAUGGGAGACGUGGACCGAGGGGAUGGAGACCUGGGUGGGAUGCACGUAGAUAGAAACGACGUAGGGUCCCGGCUGGAGGACUUGGUGCCCGCAAUGGGAAUCGGAAUGGGAUGAUGGAAUGUAGCUUCAGAACUGCAUAUGAUGUAGCAUGUGGGCAUUUGUCGGCUAAGCAUAGGGAUCAUCUCAUGGAGAAGGCGAUUGUAGAGUUCAAGGUAUUGUUAAUAUUAGACGAUGAAGCGCAAGAGAAGUGCUGCCACUGCAGUUCUGGAAAGUGAUUGUAGUGCUUUAAUUUGCGGGUUGGAUGACCUUGUAUAUGAACCCGUUUGUCUUUAUAGAAUGCUCAAGCCGCCUCCUCCGCAUCCAACCUCUGGGAUCCGUUCCCUAUUUUUAGGCAGAUUGUGCAGGCAGGGGCGUUAGGCAGUGGUUGAAGUGGGCAGUGUACUUCUCCAUCAUCAUCAUUAUCCCUAUAAGAAAAGAUUGACACUUAAAUUUUUCUGGAAAUAUUCUUUGAAUCCAUGUAAUAGAUUAUUUACCUAGUAUUCAGGUCCUCGUGCAGAGGGUAGCUCAAUGUACAUCUUUUCUCGA